Molecule: messenger RNA, 1707 nt
Organism: Phytophthora sojae
Lineage: Eukaryota; Oomycota; Peronosporomycetes; Peronosporales; Peronosporaceae
Exons: 2
Coding region: 1-1659 (552 amino acids)
Biological process (GO): maturation of SSU-rRNA from tricistronic rRNA transcript (SSU-rRNA, 5.8S rRNA, LSU-rRNA)
Cellular component (GO): nucleolus; 90S preribosome; small-subunit processome
Molecular function (GO): protein binding
Source: RefSeq, a predicted model, not a curated record
AUGGCGGAGCAGCAUGACAGCGGCUCGGAGCGCGAGGACGUGGAGCGGAUCGUGCGCAGCGCGCCCAAGCGCCUAGGCCAGGACGCCAAGCAGCCCAAGAAGGAGAAGGCCAAGCCCGUCAAGCACGCGGCCAAGUACACGCGCGGCGGCAACCUGUCGCAGCACCGCAUCCGCAACAUCCGCGACAAGAAGCUCAAGGGCUCGCUACUGCGCGCGCAUGAGAAGCAGAAGCUGGCGGCCGAGUCCGCCGCCAAGUCGGAGAUCCUGCUGCCCGACCAGGUGGGCUUCCUGGAGGCGGAAGGCCUCGAGAAGACGUACAAGUUCACGCAGAAGCAGCUCGCGGACAACGUGGACCUCAACACGGCGCGCAAGAUCUUCAGCCUGGACCUGCCCGACUACGGCUCGUACCGCGUCAAGUACACGCGCAACGGGCGCAACAUGCUGCUCGGCAGCCAGAAGGGCCACCUGGCCAUGAUGGACGCGCUGCGCAUGAAGCUCACGUGCGAGUUCCAGGCCAACGACCUCGUGCGCGACAUCAGCUUCCUGCACAACGACUCGCUGUUCGCGGCAGCGCAGAAGAAGCACGUGUACAUCUACGACAGCACUGGAGCCGAGGCGCACUGCAUCCGCACGACGCCCGAGCCGCGCAGGAUGGAGUUCCUGCCCUACCACUUCCUGCUCUCGACGGUGAGCGGCAACGGUUUGCUGACCUACCACGACGUGACAGAGGGCAAGCAGGUGUCGACCCACCGCACCAAGCAGGGACUGUGUGACACGAUGGCGCUGAACCCGUGGAACGCCGUCGUGAACCUUGGCCACGCGAGCGGUAUCGUCACGCUCUGGACGCCCAACAUGUCGGACGCUGUUGUCAAGAUGCAGUGCCACCAGGGACCGAUUCGUUCCCUCGGCAUCGACUCCAGCGGAAAGUAUCUCGUCACCGCUGGUGCGGACAGGAAGGUGAAGAUUUUCGACCUGCGCAAGUACCAGGAACUGAACAGCUACUACCUGACGGCGGCGGCCAACACGAUGAGCGUGAGUCAGCGCGGGCUGGUGGCAGUGGGCUUCGGGCCGAACGUGCACGUGCUCAAGAGCGCCUUCUCGUCGGGCUCGCCCAUCCGACCAUACAUGACGUACCAGGUGCCGGGCUCGUUGGUGAGCUCGCUGGCCUUCCGCCCGUUCGAAGAUGUGCUGGGUGUCGGCCACGCCAAGGGCUUCAACUCCAUAGUGAUUCCUGGCUCGGGUGAGCCCAACUUCGACACGUACGAGGCCAACCCGUACGAGAACCACAAGCAGCGUGACGAGUCUGAGGUGCGCUCGCUGCUGGAGAAGAUUCGUCCGGAGAUGAUCACGCUCGACCCGAACGCCAUCGGUCGCGUGGACAUGGACCCGGCCGAGGAGCAGGAGAGGAAGAUCUACCAGAUGCAGCGCGCGAACGGAGAUGCCAACGCCAAGAAGCCCAAGAAGAAGAUGCGCGGCAAGAACCGUCCGUCUCGGCGACUGCGCAAGAAGCAGCUGAACGUCAUCGACACGCAGAAGCAACAGUUCCGCGAGCAGCUAGCCAACAAGCAGAAACGCCAGGAGAGACAGGAGCAGCAGCGCGAGUGGACUGAAAAAGCCGAGAGCGCACCCACGGCGCUCAACCGGUUCUUCAAGAAGUAGAUGCAUUCCACACUGUAAUACAAGCAGGCGGCCGCUUUCAUUAGACGC